AUCGAUGGACCUCCCAGCUCUAUGGCAGACGCCAAGGUAUAAAGAAAAAAAAAAACGCCGAAAACUCAAGUAUUGAGCAAAUCUAGACAAAAUUAUUCCUAACCACCAGGUGCUGAACCAGAAACGUGUCUGAGCCCGAGUUGUGUUCCAUCAUUUUAACGAGAAGAAAAGAAGAAAAAAAAAAACUCAAGAAAUCCUACAAAAAUGUCUGACAUUUCGAGCGAAGAAUUACGCCGUGAGAUUCAAGCCGUCUUAAAGAAUGCCGAUUUAGCUACCAUUUCGGCCAAGCGGGUGCGGGAGCAGGUGGAGGGCAAGCUGAACUGCUCGCUGUUGAGCCGCAAGAAGGAAUUCGACAAGAUUGUAAUGGAGGUUAUCAAUGAACAACAGGACGAGGAGGAUGAUGAGGAUGACGAUAAGGAUCCUGAUGCUGAUCCCGAUGAUGAGAGCGAGCCCAGCGAGGAGGAAGAUCCCAGUAGCAGCGAAGAGGACACCAAGAAGAAGAAGCCGGCACAAAAGAAAAGACCGCAACCGACCAAGCACAAGGCGCCGGCCAAGAAGAAGCGCAAGACUCUUAGCGCCGACGAUUCGGGAACUGAAAGUGAUGCCGGUUCCGAUUCCGAUUAUGAGGUGGCCAAAAAGCCACCAGCUAAAAAGAAGGCUGCCAAAUCUGGUGGAGGAGGCGGCUCCGGAAGCGGCCGCAAAAGCACUGGUUUCACACGCGCCUACAAUCUAUCGCCGGAACUAUCGGCUCUAAUGGGUGCUGACUCCUUGCCACGCCAUGAAGUGGUCAAGAAAGUGUGGGCCAUCAUUAAGGAGCGUGAUUUGUAUGAUCCUAAGAAUAAGCAAUUUGCCAUAUGUGACGAUGAACUAAUGAAGAUCAUGAACAUACGACGCUUCCGUACCUUUGGCAUGUUGAAGCACUUGAAGCCUCAUUUCCUUGACUAAAUGCCCAAAACGAGAGAGACAAGCCAGACAGACAUACACAUACACACAACACAGACACACACACACUCACACACUAUAUUACCAGAGGUGUGCAUGGGAUAAAUCCACUCGGAAUCUCUUUCUGACUAACUAAAAUAUAAAUUUUCCGUGUCCGCUCAAAUGAUUAAAAUACAUGCACACCUCCAUUACCACCAAUAUAUAGACACACUCUCUCCAGCAUCGCUUAAACCAUAGCUUAGUUUCCCUUUUAUUCCCCCGAUUCCUUUAAUUUUGCACUUUUUGGCUUCAUUUUAAUAUUUAAUGCACUUGCACAACCUAUUUUGGUUGACUAUUAUCCAUGAACCAUUCCAUCCAUGGUCAAAGCCAACUCCGUUAUCCGUUCACAUAAAACUCUAGAUUCAAAUAAUACCAAAUUUGGAUUCAAAGACUGCCAGCGUCCGCUUCUGUGAGUUGGGAAAGUACUGCAAGAACUCCUGCAAUAUUCAAAAAAUCGUGUUCUUACUUGCUUACCCACUCAAUUGUAUUCCAAUUCAGUUAAAAGGAACUGCAAGAGCAUUCAAAACUUCGGCUUAGACCGAAUUUAACCUCCAGGAUAUUUAAGGAUUUAGUUAUGCGAUGUGUAGACAACGACAACUUCGACUAUCAAACAAUGUGGACAUGGACGAGGACAUUUGACGGGACGUGCGGGGUUGGUACUAGGUCCACGCCCAGUAUCUGCCCCCUCCCGCCUCCUAUAUUGUGUUUAGAAAUAAACUCCAAAUAGGAUGGUAUGAUUUACAUAAAACCAUUUUAUAUACAUAGAUUACGGCAUUUUAAGUAACGUACAUACUUAUAUACAAAAUACCACAAAAAAAACAAAAAAAAAAAAUUUCAAAAGAAAAUUUUUAAGAAUUUUUCAACAUAUUGAACAUUGUGUAAUUUACCUUUUUAUAUAGAAUGUCAACGAGAAAAACGAAAAAAAAAAACACCAUACAGAUUUAAGGCAUAAUAUCAAAUAAACAUUAAACAUUUAAUAGACAGACAAACAGAUAGAGAGAGAGAGACGGAGGUUAACAAAUUGUGUGUAUUUCUGAUUCAAAUUAUUUUACGAAAAUCAAACAAACAAAAAAAACAAAACACGGGGAAAAUUGGGUAAAUAAGUCGAUUAUUGUCUCCCAUGAUCAUUAAUUUUAGGGUAAGCAAAUCCCUAGAUUAAUAAUAAAUCGAAAAAUUGAUUCUGAUAACUAUAUACAUA
This is a messenger RNA of Drosophila willistoni, 2179 nucleotides long. RefSeq names its product upstream activation factor subunit spp27 (gene Non2). The coding region runs from base 205 to 945 and encodes 246 amino acids. NCBI's taxonomy places the organism in Eukaryota, Metazoa, Arthropoda, Insecta, Diptera, Drosophilidae. The record is from RefSeq and is a predicted model, not a curated record. The transcript has 2 exons. Gene Ontology annotation, cellular component: nucleus.